Messenger RNA from Loxodonta africana (African savanna elephant), 33203 nucleotides. RefSeq lists its product as uncharacterized. The transcript has a single exon. The coding region runs from base 20079 to 21188 and encodes 369 amino acids. The record is from RefSeq and is a predicted model, not a curated record. NCBI's taxonomy places the organism in Eukaryota, Metazoa, Chordata, Mammalia, Proboscidea, Elephantidae.
UGAAAUGUGGGGUUCAUUCUGUUGCUUGGUUGGACGUGGCCUAGGAAGAACUAGAAGUUGCACCGCCUCCCAUGGGCCUCUUUGAGCCUGCCUUCUUUGUAUUUGGUAGGAAACAAGGAUAGGGAUGGGAGUCUGGAAAGGAGGGUUAAGAUUGGCCUAGAGACAAAGCCAUUGCAGCCUAAACCCAGAACUUCCUCAUCGUUUUCAUGAUUAAAUGGGGGCUUUUUCACUUCUUUGUGGUUUGGCCCUGUGAUUGGCAGUGUGGUUAUUAGAGGUCUGUUUGCUCAGCUGAGUCAAAGCUUGGCUCUUUAGGGACUCAGGAGUAUCAGGGAUGGGGAGAGAUAAAGGUUUUGAUGCUUUAGAAGGGUGGGAUGAGAGCUAAUAAUCUUGUUUUGGUGUAGACUUCUGUUCAUCUCUAAAGAUCUUAAAACAAGCCUGGUUAAUUGUAGCACCUUAGUGGCUGGGUUUGUGUAUGUGCUUCUCAGGACAACCUCGUGGUAUCCAUCACAUCCAAGAGCAGUGGCAUCUUGGUAAAGAGUGUUCACAUGGUCACACAGCCUUCCUGUUCCUCCCCGCUUCCUGAAAAGACUUAAUCGUUUUUAAGUCUAGAUUGCUCCUUGGAAAAUACCACACUCUACUUUUAUGACCGUUUGAAUUACUUUAGCCCAACCAAAUGAAGGUGUUUCGCAGGUAGCUUCGUAUACCCCGUUACUGCUCAUCAGGUCAAUAGAUUAGAGGGAAAUCCUCCCCCCCCACCCCUCCCACCAGGUGGGAAAAGAGGGGACUGACCUCAGGGACUGUAGCUGCUCUGAGGUCCUAACUGGGGAGAUAGCUCCACCUGCUGGUUGAACACAGAACAGUCUCUGGUGUCUCAGAAUUCUUAAGAAUCUGACAAAAUUCUUGCUUAGACCUGUUUCUUGGGACUCUGGUUGGGGCCAUUGCUGGGAAUCUGGAGCAUGGGUAGACUUAGGAAAGUGUGCAGGUGAUAUGUACUUUUAUGGAAUCCCAGGGUGUUCUCAGGCAUGCUUUGGGUGUAGGGGUAACCAGGACCAUGAACUUGACAAGUGUGCCUUGUCAGGGUGGGAACUAGAACACAUAGAAGCUUUUUUUUUUUUUUUUUUAACUUUUAUGGCGAUCUGGAUUUACCCUUUGGAACCCUCGAGAACAGAGAAGGUUUUUAGAGAAACAUUUGUUUAUUUUUUGCCCCAUUGCACACUGUGGGUGCCCAACGUUGGUCUCACAGACAUAAGAGGAAUUUACCCACCGUGUCUGUCCUUUCCCUCCCUGCAACUAAAUCUCUUAAAGGAAGCAAACUCAGCGGCGAAGGAUUGAAAACCCUGCUGUGGCAGAAGAGAUAAGGAUAAUUACUUCCAUCUUUCCCUUUACCAGUUUUCAGAAUAGCUAGUUGAUUCCCUAAAAUCCUUCAGAGGUGACCAAUGAGAGGUUUUUUUUUUUUCCUGCUUUCUUCUUUUUCUUUUUAGGUAUCACAAUGACUCACAGAUUUUUAACAGACAAUGCGUUUCAAGCAAAUACAGUUAUUAUUCUUCUGUACUGAAAUAGCCCCAUCUUUGGCCAAUAAGAGCCUCUUCAAGUUUACUCCUGAGUCCUUUGACAUGACCCUGGUGGUCUUUGGUAACUUCCUUUAUUCUUGUGUGAUGAGAUGUUCUUGGCUCUUCUUGUGUAUUUUCUGUCCCAGGCUUAAAAUCGGCCAUUUCUCCAAGAAACCCUGAUACUUUAUUUACUGACAACAAUCUUAGUGUUGCUAGGUUGGUCAUUGUUUCUAGGCUUUUUUCCUGUGGACAGAGCUGGGCAAUACUUGUCCUUUUCUCUUAUAAAAAUGAAUUCAUGUUAAUAUUUCUAACUCAAAUUUAUGAUUACAGUUUUAUUUAACUUACUUAUUUUUAUUUUUAUCUUUGUGUCUUUUUUCUUAUGAUGAAAAUCUUGAUCCUAACAAUAGUAAUAUAGUUAUGUGUUCCGUUUUACACACACACACAUUAAAUAUAUAUGUAAUAUAUGAUUAAAAAUAACAAUAUAAUUAUUGUUAACAAUAUGAUUACUAAAAUGUUUAUGAUUUCUUUGCUGUUCUUUUUGUCCUUAGUGUGUAUCUCCUAAGGAUGUACAAUUACUGUAUUCUAAAGUCGUAUGAAAUAAUUUCUCUCUGUGUCAUUAAGCCAGCAAUGAAGUACACAAUUAGAUACAUUUGUUUUGUUUGCUUUCAAUUUUUAGGCAUUGCUUGUUUCAGUUUUAUGUUAUGUAGGGAUUUACAUUGUUCCAAAGUGAAAUCAAAAAGCAAACACAAGAUAUAUUCAGAGAAGUCUCACUUUAGUCUUUGUUUCCUCUAUCCUAUUUCUUCCCUUUUCCUCUACCUAACCUUUUUAAAACACCUUUUUGGUUCUCCUUCUAUUGUUUAUCUUAAGAAAAAACAAUUUUAUUAAGAUAUAAUUUGGACUCCACAAAAUUUACCCGUCUUAAGGGUUCAGUUCAAUGAGUUUCUACUAAGCUGUGCAACUGUCACCAUAAUCCAGGAUCAGAACAUUCCCAGCACCCCUAAAAGAUCUGUCUUCCCAUUUACAGUCAUUCUGCACUGCCGUGCUCAGCCCAAGGCAACCACUGAUCUGCUUUCUGUCUCUAUAAAAUCCAGUGCCGUCGAGUUGAUUCCGACUCACAGUGACCCUGUAGGACAGAGGAGAAUUGCCCGAUAGAGUUUCCAAGGAGCGCUUGGCGAAUUCCAGCUGCCGACCCUUUGGUUCGCAGCUGUAGUACUUAACCACUACGCCACCAGGGUUUCCUCUGUCUCUAGAGAUCUGCCUUUUCUGGACAGCUCAUGAGAGUGGAAUCAUUCGGCAUGUGGCUUCUUUCACUGAGCCUACAUCAGUCCUUCAUCCCUUUUUAUUGCUGAAUAGUACUCUCUUGUAUGGGUAUACUGUAUAUUUUGCUUAUCCAUUUAGCAGUUAAUGAGCAUUUGGAUUAUUUUCAUUUUUUGGCUAUUAUAAAUACUGAUGUGAAUAUUCAUGUGCUAGUCUUCGUGUGGACCUGUGUUUUCAUUUCUCUUAGGAGUGGAAUUGCUGGGUGUAUGGUAAGCUUAUGUUUGACUUUUUAAGAAGUUAAACUCUUUUCCAAAGUGGUUAUACCCUUUUAUAUCCUCACUAGCAACGCAUGAAAGUUCCUGUUUUUUCAGAUCCUUGCCAACAUUUUUUAUCAUCUGUCUCUUAGACUAUAGCCAUUGCAGUGGGUGUGAAAUUUACUUGCGGUUUGUUUGUAGGAAAAUGUAUUCUUUGAGUUCCACAAAUAUUUACUGAGUACUGGCUGUGAGCAAGGCCUUAGGUACACUCUGUGGGAGAUACAAAAUUGAAUGGGACCAGACUCUAGCCCACUGGACUUUAUAAUUCAGGGGAGUGAGAAGAGACAUAUCAUAACGUUAGAGAGGUUUAAAGAGUCAGGGAGUUAUGGCGCAGGGAGAUGAAACACAGUAGGUACUCAAUAAUUGGUAGCAGUUUGUUAUAAUUAUUAAUGGACUUUGUAACUCCCAGGGCUUUCCACCCAACCUACUGUUCUCUGCCCUGUUACCAGUUUUACAGAAAGGUUUAAACAGCUCUGAUCUAGUCCGUCUUCUGCAUGCAUGAUGGCUCCCUGCUUUUCUGUGUGCUGUUUUAGUGUAGCUGAAUGCCUUUUUUUUAAUCCUCUUCUCAUAGAGGGCAGCCCUGCUGCCAGAGUUACUUCCCAGAUGUGAUUAUUAAUUCCUUUUCUUUCUUAUUUCUGAAGACUUGGUGUUUGCCUAUAUUAGCUAAGUAGUUGGGAAUGUGGAGAAAAGUCCCCUGCUUGCAAAGCUUUUGGUUGGCUAAUAAAGGAUAUAUUGGGCUUCUAUCCUCCUUGUCUUGCCUCAGGUUGUGAUAUAUCUCUUGCUAGUUGUCCAUCAUUGUAGUUUUCUGGUCUUUUACUAUUGAGCAUCUGUUCGCUGUGCCCACCCAGAACCCAUGCUGUAUAAAGCCAAACAGAAAUGCAGAGAACUAUCACAUGUUAGGGGAACAGCAAAAUGGUCAUCAUAGUCAAUCUCUGUUAGUGGUACUAAUAAAGCAGAGCAGUGAUACAGAUAUAGGUAGAGGUGGCGGUAGUCAUCUCCAGGGCGUGUUCGUGUGACGGAGAGGCUGGUUCCAGAUUAAAAACUUCGCUAUUACUGAUGAGACCGAUGUUUAUGGUUUCUAAAGUGCUUUGACACAUAUUAAAGCAUUAUGUGCUAAAAGAGCUAAAUGGUUCAGAGUUUGUUUUUUUUUCCUUAAUUUUAACAUGAGCUUUUAGUUAUGAAAAUUUCAAGUACUUGGAAUAGUAUGGAAAAUUUUAUAACAGAUUCUGUGCGUGUUCGCCCCUUCAAGAUUAAACAGAUGUGAUAUAUUUGUUAUGUUUAUUCAGGGUUUUCUCUCUCUCCCACUCUUUUCUCUUUCAAGAAAUAAAACAUUUCAGACACAGCUAACUUUUCUUCCUCCUGCCCCACCAAGAAAACACUAUCCUGAAGUUGAUGUACAUCACCCUCGUGUAUGUUUUUUACCUUUAUGACAGCUGAGAUAUUCAUAAAAACGUGUUGUUUUGUAUGUUUUUAUAUUUGACACAAAUAAUACAUUUUAUAUAUCCUUUUUUUUAAUCAGCUUUGUUUUCAGGGUUUAUCCAAGUUGAUAAAAGAAGAUCAGAUUUGUUCAUUUUAACUGAUUUAUGUAGAGUGCAAUAAGAGCAGUGUCCCCUGCAGUCGUACAAUCCAGCUAUUAUUUGCAGUAUAUUAUUUCUUUGUGCAAAGAAGUCAUUCUUUGCUGCAGGGCACGUCUGUGUACAGGUGUCCUUUUGCACAUAGGAAUGAAGGUUUUUUGGACAGAUAUCUGGAAUGGAAUUGUUGGGUUUUACGCUUUUAUUCAACAUCACUGUAUUUUUCAGAUUGCUUUCAAAAGUGAUCGACUUAGAAUAUUAUGUUAGAUAACACUUAGUACUAUUUGACAUAUUACAUGUUUACUUGUUUGUUUAUUUUCUGUCCGGCUCCCUGCACUCAGAUGUAAGCCAAACAAUGGGAGGCAUUUUUUCUUUCCUGCUCUCUCCUAUAAUUUUCAGUGCUAGGAACAUUGCUUGGCAUAGAAUAGGUACUCAAUAAAUGUUUGUUAAGUGAAUGAAUUUGAUCUUCUCAAAGCUGUGAGGGUAGGGAGACUAGGGAAAUAGGCUGUGAUGUCUGUUUUCCUUGCACCCAUUGUUUAAAUGAGGAAACUGGAACAGGAACCAACUGACUUUUUUGGGUCACACAUCCUCAUAACAAUAGGAUUCCUUGGCUCUUGUUUUUACCUAAGCCUCUUUUAAGGUAUAUGUUAGGAUUUGUAAUUUUUGAGAAAGAUAUUAAAAGUUUUUGAUAGACUCUGACAAAAUUAGUUUUCCACUCUUAAAUGUUUGUUAAAUACUAGUGAAUGUCUAGCACUAUGCUAGUUUUUAACAAACUAGUUGAAUUUGUGAAAGACAGCAUAACAUACCACCACUUGUCUGUAAAUUUGCUGUAUUGUGGUGGCUUGUGUGUUGCUGUGAUGCUGGAAGCUAUGCCACCAGUAUUUCAAAUACCAGCAGGGUCAUCUAUGGUGGACAGGUUUCAGUGGAGCUUCCAGACUAAGACAGAAUAGAAACAGUCUACUUCUGAAAAAAAUUGGCCAGUGAAAACCUUAGGAAUAGCAGCGAAACAUUGCCUGACAUAGUGCCAGAAGAUGAGCCCUUCAGGUUGGAAGGCACUCGAAAUACAACUGGGGAAGAAGCUGCCUCCUCAAAAUAGAGUUGACCUUAAUGACAUGGAUGGAGUCAAGCUUUCAGGACCUUCAUUUGCUGAUGUGGCACAACUCAAAAUGAGAACAAACAGCUGCAAACAUCCAUUGAUAAUCGGAAUGUGGUAUGUACGAAGUGUGAAUCUAGGAAAAUUGGAAGCCAUCAAAAAUUAAAUGGAAUGCAUAAAGAUCAAUAUCCUAGACAUUAGUGAGCUGAAAUGGACUGGUAUUGGCCAUUUUGAAUUGGGCAAUCAUAUGGUUGUCUAUGCAGGUAAUGACAGCUUGAAGAAGAAUGGUGUUGCAUUCAUUGUCAAAAAAGAACAUAUAGUGCUGUCACUGAUAGGAUAAUAUCCAUACACCUACAAGGAAGACCAGUUAAUAUGACUAUUACUGAAAUUUACGCAUCAACCACUAAGGCCAAAAAUGAAGAAAUUGAAGAUUGUGACCAACUUCUGCAGUCCAAAAUUGAUCAAACAUGCAAUCAAGAUGCAUUGAUAAUUAUCGGUGACUGGAAUGUUAAAGUUGGAAACAAAGAAAGAUCAAUAGUUGGAAAAUAUGGCCUUUGGUGAUAGAAAUGAUGCCGGAGAUAGCACGAUAGAAUUUUACAAGACCAAAGACUUUUUCAUUACAAAUACCAUAAUUCAACAACAUAAAUGAUGAGUACACAUGUGAACCUUUGCCAGGUGGCAUACACAGGAAUAAAAUUGACUACAUCUGUGGAAAGAGACGAUGGAGAAGCUCAGUAUCAUCAGUCAGAAGAAGGCCAGGGGUUGACUAUGGAACAGACCAUUAAUUGUUCAUAUGCAAGUUCAAGUUGAAGCUAAAGAAAAUUGAAACAAGGCCAUGACAGCCAAAGUACAACCUUGAGUAUAUCCCACCUGAAUUUAUAGAGACCAUCUCAAGAAUAGAUUUGAUGCAUUGAACACUAAUGACCAAAGACCAGAUGAUUUGUGUGGGAUGACAUCAAGGACACCAUACAUGAAGAAAGCAAAAGGUUGUUAAAAAGACAGGAAAGAAAAUGGAUGUCAGAAGAGACACUGAACCUUGCUCUUGAACUUAGAGUAGCAACUUGCACUUGCCCUUAGAGUAGGUAAUGUGAAUGGAAGAAAUGAUGACAUAAAAGAGCUGAACAGGAGAUUUCAAAGGGCAGUUAGAGAAGACAAAAGUAAAACACUAUAAUGAAAUAUGCAAAGACCUGGAGUUAGAAAACCAAAAGGGAAGAACAUGCUUGACAUUUCUAAAGCUGAAAGAACUGAAGAAAAAAAAAAAAAUUUCUAGCCUCGAGUUGCAAUAUUGAAGGAUUCUAUCGGCAAAUAAGAAGUACUCAGCAUCAGGAUUGGAGGAAGACUCAUUAACAACCUAUAAUAUUCAGGUGACACAACCUUGCAUGCUGAAAGUGAAGACUUGAAGCACUUACUGAGGAAGGUCAAAGAUUACAGCCUUCAGUAUGGGUUAUACCUCAACAUAUAAAAAGAGCAAAAAUCCUCACAACUAGAUCAAUAAGCAACAGCAUGAUAAGCAGAGAAAAGACUGAAGUUGUCAAAGAUUUCAUUUUACUUGGGUCCACAAUCACUGCCCAUGGAAGCAGCAGUCAAGAGAUCAAAUGACAUAUGGCAUUGGGAAAAUCUGCCGCAAAAGGCUUCUUUAUAGUGUUAAAAGCAAAGAUGUCACCUUGAGGACUAAGGUGCGCCUGACCCAAGCCAUGGUACUUUCUCAAUCACCUCAUAUAUAUGUGAGAGCUGGACAAUGAAUAAGGAAAACCAAAGAGAAUUGAUGCCUUUGAAUUAUGGUGUUGGUGAAGAAUAUACCAUGGAUAUACCAUGGACUGUAAGAAGAAUGAACAAAUCUGUCUUGAAAGAAGUACAGCCAAACUGCUCCUUAGAACCGAUGAUGGUGAGACUUGGUCUCGUGUACUUUGAACAUGUUAUCAGGAGGGACCAGUCUCUGGAGAAAGACAUCAUGCUUGGUAAAGUAGAGGGUCAGCGAAAAAGAGGAAGACCCUCAAUGAGACGGAUCAACACAGUGGCUGCAACAAUGGGCUGAAACAUGGCAACAAUUGUGAGAAUUAUAUGGACUAGGCACUGUUUCAUUCUGUUGUACACAGUGUCUCUAUGAGUCAGAACAGGCUUGAGGACAACUAACAACAACAACAACAACAACAACCUAAGCAAAAUCUUGAACAACGCAGGAAGCAUCAAAAGAAGAUGGAAGGAGUACACAGAAUCACUGUACCAAAAACAGUUGGUCAACCUUCAGCCUUUUCAAGAGGUAGCAUAUGAUCAAGAGCCAAUAGUAUUGAAGGAAGAAGUCCUAGCUGCACUGAAGGCAUUGGCAAAAAACAAGACUUCAGGAAUUGGUGGAAUACCAGUUGAGAUGUUUCAACAAAUGGGUGCAUUGCUGGAGGCACUCACUCAUCUAUGCCAAGAAUUUAGAAGACAGUUACCUGGCCAACCAACUGAAAGAGAUCCCCAUUCAUGCCCAUUCCAAAGAAAGGUGAUCCAAUAAAAUGUAGGAUUUAUCAAACAGUAUCAUUAAUAUCACCUGAAAUAACAUCGUGAUUAAAAGUCUCAGAGUUAAGGCUGAGCCAAGAUGGUGGCUUAGUCACACACACCGUAAUGUCUUCCUGCACCAAAGAUCCAGUAAAAUAAGCAAAAUGGGAAUAGAUAACAAUCCAGGAACCCCAAACAUCAAAAAAAGAAGGUCUAAGGACUGAACUGAACACUGACUAAAAGGAAAAAGUGAGUGAAUGCAGUGAAAGAGGAGUAAUAAGGAACGGAGGAGCUCAGCCAGCCAUCCUGGAUCGACAUGGCCAUCUUAGGACAAAGCCAGGAGUGACCCUGGGUGAAGAAAAUAGCAAGGGAACUUCACAACUUUCCCAGAAGGGACAGAGAAACUCUGUAGACAUGCAUGGAAAGAAGCAGAGGCAGGGCGGGAGCCGGGAUCCAGAACUGGAGAUACUCAGGAGUGGUAGCCCCAGACCUCUGGGGUGAGAGCACUCAUGAGACGGUGAACCCGCAGAGUGUCAGUGGAACUUUCCUACCCAAACGGUGACUGGGCAGCCCUCCCCGCACACACCCGACAGGAGACAGCUUCUGCUCGCUAGCUGUAGCUGCUGCAAGUUGCGCCGGCACCCAUGACCUUAGCCUGAGGGACACAUUCCCCCUCACCCUAUCCUCCUGAUCAGAGGUGACAGAGAGUCCCAUACCCAAGCCACUUCGGCUGACCAGAGGACUACAACACAAGCAUUUCCUCUUACCCCCAUCUCACCAACCCUGCCUGCUACUCCUCGUUGCCCACCCAGUGAGCGAGACUAUGCUCACCCCUGUGCGCAUACGCACCUAUCAUCUAUACCCCCUCCAAGGGACCGGUGGGGUGCAGUGGUGGCAAGACAGCGAGAGAGCUCACUUGCUGCUGUCUCUGCUUUCCCCUCACCUGGUGAGGGGUGGAGGAGACGCAAUAUGUGUGUACCCCUCUGCUGCCCUAUUCUCCCUCCCCCUGCCCAACAUGAGGCAGAGGUGACACGAUUGUGCAUGCAUUUGCCCGGCACGACUUCUGCCCUUAGCCCAUCCAGUGUGGGACAGAGGAGUAGCAACUGCAUGUGCAUCCCGCCUGAGGCCCUUUCCUCUCUCCCCCUGCCCAGUGCAAGGCAGAAGUGGAGCGAGUGCAUGUGCAUAUGCCCACUGCACCUUCUUCCUCUUGCCACCCAUCGAUGGGUGUAGUGUGACUGAGCGAACAUCCUCGUGCCGUUUCCUCCUCCCUUCUCCCACCCAGGAGGAGGCCAAAGGAGAGUGACUGCACAUAUGUCCUCCAGCCGCCCCCUCUCUACCAACCAUACCCCCCCCAACUGGCAAGAGGUGAUGACCAAGCCCCCACUUGUCCACCCCACCCCCACACUGGUCAUUCUACCUGCAAGGAGAUCACCACUCCCCACUCCUGUGCUACUGAACCGAAGACAAAUGGAAGCCAAAACCUGACCAGCUCACCCAGUCACCCCCACAAGACCAGUAAACAGAGACUCAAGCUCCCACACCUAUCCACCAUCCUGCUUGCCCAGAGACAGGUAGGGAGUGUUCCAGCAUGAUCAGUCCAAUGACUAGAGUACCAUACCAGCCAUGUCUGCCAGGAAUCAUCAGAGCAGAACAAGAAAACAGGACCCAACAAAUAUUUAUACAAUUAAAAAGUACAAUAACCUCUUAAUGCCCCGGUGACAACAGCCAUUAGCAAACCACCUAAAGAAGCAGGGCAAGAUGGCCUGAGCAAGUGAUCGACAUAAAGAACCAUAAAACCUCCCUGAGGAAGAGAAGAUAAUGGAGCUUCCUGUAAGGAAUUCAAAAGACUUAUGUAUAUGGUCCUCAAAGGAAUCAAGGAAAACACAGGCAAAACUAUGGGAAACAUAGACAACACCAAGGAAAGCACAGACAAAAUGCUAGAAGAAUUCAGAAAAACAGUACAAAAACAAAAUGACAAAAUGGACAAUUGGAAACCAUAUAAAAACAGCAACUAGAAAUGCAGACACUUCACAAUAAAAUUUCAGAAAUAGACAACUUAGUGGAAAAUUGUCAGAGUAGAAUCGCAACAAUGGAAAACAGGAUCAGCAAAACAGAAGACACAUCCACUGGCACUAAUCUGUUUGAGGAACAAUUAAAAAAAAAAAAGAAUGAAGAAAGCCUAAGAGUUUUGUGGGACACCAUCAUGAGAAAUAACUUACACAUGAUCGGAAUCCCAGAAGAGGAGGAGUCAACAGAAAGCACAGAGAAUUGUUGAAGAUUUGCUGACAGAAAACUUCCCUAAUAUCAUGAAAGAUGAGAAGAUAACCAUCCAAGAAGCACAAGGAACCCCAUACAGGAUAGAUCCCAAAAGAAGAAUGCUGAUACAUAUCAUAAUCAAACUUUCCAAAACCGAGGACAAAGAAGGAACCCUGAAACCAGUUCGGGAAAAGCGAAAGACCACCUACGGAGAAGCUUCGCUAAGACUAAACUCUGAUUACUCGGCAGAAACCAUGCAGGCAAGAAGGCAAUGGGAUGAUGUAUAUAAACCUUGAAAGAAAAAAACCCUGCCAAACCAAGAAUUAUAUACCCAGCAAAAUUAUCCCUCAAAUACGAUGGUGAAAUUGGGACAUUUCCAGAUAAACAGAAAUUAAGGGAAUUGGUAAAAACCAGACCAAACUUUACAAGAAAUGUUAAAGGGAGUCCUUUGGAUAGAGAACCAACAACAUCAGACAACAACUUGGGAUUAGGACACAGGACAGAUCAACCAGAUACCAACCCAGAUAAAGACUUGCCAACAAUAAAACAAAGCUAAAAGACUGAAAACAGGGAAUCAGAGGUAUCAGUAUAUAAAUGAUGAUAAUGUUAAAAUUAAAAAGGAAUAAACGAUGUAGUUAUACAACUUUCAUAUGGUAAGGAAGGCAAGGCAAUAUCAAGAAAUAAAAGACUGGUUUAAAUUUAGGAAGAUAAAGGUAAAUUUCAAGGUAACCACAAAGAAAGUUAACAAACCUACCCAUCAAAAUAAAAAAGAAGAACGUGAAGACUCAGUAAACACAAAGUCAACAAUAAUUAAAGAAACGAAAAUUCUCAAGCAAAAAGAACUCAGCACAGAAAAUUAAAUAGAACAAAGAAACUGUCAACACCACAAAAAAAAAGUCCAACAAAAUGACAGCAGUAAACUCAUACCUAUCUAUAAUCACGCCGAAUGUGAAUGGCUUAAAUGAACCAGUAAAGAAAUAAAGAGUGGCGGGAUGGAUUAAAAAAAUACAACCAAUCAAUAUGCUGUCUACAAAAGACACACCUUAGAUAAAGACAUAAACUAAAACUCAAAAGAUAGAAGAAAUAUAUCAAACAAACAAUAACCAAAAAAAGAGGAGGAGGGACAAUAUUAAUCUCUGAUAAAAUAGACUUUAAAGCAAAACCCACCAUAAGAGAUAAGGAAGCACAUUAUAUAAUGAUUAAAGGGUCAGUCCACCAAGAGGACAUAACUAUAAUAAAUAUAUACAAACUCAAUGACAGAGCUCCAAAAUAUAUAAAUCAAACUCUAAUAGCACUGGAAAGAGAAAUAGAUACUUCCACAAUAAGACAAGGGGACUUUAACACACCAUUCUCAGUGAAGGGCAGAACAACUAGAAAGGAACUCAACAAAGACAUAGAAGAUCUAAAUACCACAAUUAACCAACUCGACCUUAUAGACAUGUACAGAACACUUCACCCAACAGCAGUGAAGUACGCAUUCUUCUUCAGUGCUCAUGGAUCAUUCUCCAGAAUAGAUCACACCUUAGGCCACAAAGCAAGUCUCAACAAAUUCAAAAACAUUGAAAUAAUACAAAGCAUCUUCUCUGAUCACAAUGCUCUAAAAGUAGAAAUCAAUAACAGGAAGAGCAAGGAAAAAAAAUCUAAUCCAUGGAAGCUAAAUAACAGCCUGCUUAAAAACUACUGGUUAGUAGAAGAAAUCAAAGAUAGAAUUAAAAAAUUCCUAGAAUCAAGUGAGAAUGAAAACAACAUACCAAAACCUUUGGGACACAGCAAAAGCAGUGCUCAGAGGUCAAUUUAUAGCAAUAAAAGCACAAAUCAAAAAAGAAGAAAGGGCAAAAAUCAAAACAUUAACCAUACAAUUCGAACAAUUAGAAAGAGAGCAGCAAAAGAAGCCCACAGUUGCUAGAAGAAAUGAAAUAAUAAAAAUUAGAGCAGAAAAAAUGAAACGGAGAACAGGAAAACAAUAGUCAACAAGACUAAAAGCUGGUUCUUUGAAAGAAUCAGUAAAAUCGACAAACCACUGGCCAGACUGACAAAAGAAAAAUAGAGGAAGAUGCAAAUAACCCAAAUAAGAAAUGAGAUGGGUGACAUAACAGCAGAACCAACUGAAAUAAAAAGGAUCAUAACGAAAUACUACGAAAAGUUGUACUGCAAUAAACUUGAAAAACUAGAGGAAAUGGACAAAUUUCCAGAAACACACUACCUACCUACCUACACUACCUACCUAAACUAACUAAAUGAGAUUUAAAAAAAAUUUGAAUAGACCCAUAACAAAAGAAGAAAUGGAAGGGAUCAAAAAAACAAAAACAAAAAAGAUAAAAAGCUACAGCCCAGAUGACUUCAGUGGAGAAUUCCACCAAACUUUCAGAGAAGAGUUGACACCAAUUCUACUCACACUAUUCCAAAACAUAGAAAAGGAAGUAAUACUCCCGAAUUCAUUCUAUGAAGCCAGCACAACCCUGAUACAGGCAAAGACAACACUCAAAAAGAAAACUACAGACUAAUAUCCCUCAUGAAUACUGACACAAAAAUUCUCAAGAAAGUCCUAGUCAAUAGAAUUCAAAAGCACAUCAAAGAGUAAUAACAACAUGACCAAGUAGGAUUUAUACCUGGCAUGCAAGGAUGGUUCAGCAUUAGAAAAUCAAUCAGUAUAAUCCACUACAUAAAUAAAACAAAGGAAAAGAAUCAGACAAUUAUCUCAAUCAUUGCAGAAAAGGCAUUCCAUAAAGUCCAACAGCCAUUCCUGAUAAAAACUCUGAGCAAAAUAGAAAUAGAGAGGAAAUUCCUCAACACAGUAAAGAAUUUAUACAAAACCAACAGCCAAUAUUAUCCUCAGUGGAGAGAGCCUCAAAGCAUUUUCCUUGAGAACUGGAACCAGACAAGGAUGCCCUUUAUCACCACUCUUAUUCAACAUUGUAUUGGAAGUCCUAGCAAGAGCAAUAAGGCAAGAAAAGGAAAUAAAGGGCACCUGUAUUGGUUUUUAUAUUGGUAAGGAAGAAGUAAAACUAUCCAUUUUUGCAGAUGAUAUGAUCCUAUAUGUAGAAAAUCCCAAAGUUUCCACAAGAAAGCUACUGAAGUUAUAGAAGGAUUCAGCAAAGUGGCGGGAUACAAGAUCAGCGUACAAAAAUCAGUCAGAUUCUCCUACAUCAACAAAGAGGACUUUGGAAAGGAAUUCAGGGAAAUCUGUACCAUUUACAACAGCCCCCCAAAUUAGAAAAUACUUAGGAAUAAAUCUAACCAGGUACGUAAAAGACUUAUACAAAACAUUACUGUAAGAAACCAAAAGAGAUCUGCAUAAAUGGAAAAACAUACCAUGCUCUUGGAUAGGAGGACUUAAUGGUGUGAAAAUGGUCUGUACUACCCAAAGUAAUAUAUAGAUAUAUUGCAAUUCCAAUCCAAAUUCCAGCAGCAUUCUUCAACAAGAUGGAAAAACUAAUCACUAGCUUGAUAUGGAAGGGAAAGAGGCUCCAAUUAAGUAAGGCGUUAUUCAAGAAAAAGAAUAAUGUAGAAGGCCUUAUUAUGAUACGUUAUCUCAGAACCUACUGUGCAGCCAUGGUAGUCAAAACAGCCUGGUACUGCUAUACAACAAUGGACACAUAGACUGAUGGAACAGAAUUGAGAACCCAGACAUAAAUCCAUCCAUCUACAGACAGCUGAUCUUCAACAAUGGACCAAGGUCUAUUAAAUGGGGAAGAGAUUGUCUCUUCAACAAAUCAUGCUGGCAAAACUGGAUAUCUAUCUGUAGAAAAAUGAAACAGGACCGGUACCUCACAGUAUGCACAAAAACUAAUGCAAAAUGGAUCAAAGACCUAAAUAUAAAAUCUAAUACUGUAAAGAUCAUGAAGGAAAAAAUAGGGACAAUGCUAAGGGCCCUAAUAUAUAUAUAUGGCAUAAAUAGAAUACCAAACAUAACUAAAAAUGCACAUACAGCAGAAGAUGAAUUAGAUAAAUGGGACCUCCUAAAAAUUAAACAUGCUUAACUGAAGACUUCUCCCAUAGAGUAAAAAGAGAACUUACAGACUGGGGAAAAAAUUUUAGCUACAACAUAUCUGACAAGGGGCUAAUCUCUAAAAUUUACAGAAAACUUCAACACCUCAACAACAAAAAAAGACAAGUAAAUUAAAAAACGGGCAAAGAAUAUGAACAGACACUUCUCCAAAGAAGGCAUUAAUGCUGCUAACAAACUUAUGAAGAAAUGCUUAAAAUCAUUAGCCAUUAAAAAGAUGCAAAUCAAAACUACAAUAAGUAUCAUUUCACCCCAACAUUACUAGCACUAAUUAAAAAAACAGAAAAUAAGAAAUGUUGGCAAGGUUAUGGGGAAACUGGAAGUCUUAUACACUGCUGGUGGUAAUGUAAAAUGGUACAUCCACUAUGGAAAAUGGUAUGGCGCUUCUUUAAAAAGCUAGAAAUAGAAAUACCAUAAAAUCCAGCAAUCCCACUCCUAGGUAUAUACCUUAAAGAACUAAGAGCCAUGACACAAAUAGACAUACGCACACUCAUGUUCAUCACAGCAUUAUUCACAAUAGCAAAAACAUGGAAACAACUGAAGUGCCCAUCAGCAGAUGAAUGGAUUAAACUCUAGUACAUACACAUGAUGGAAUACUAUGCAACUAUAAAGAAUAAUGACAAAUCCGUGAAACAUCUCACAACAUGGAUAAAUUUGGAGGAUAUAAUGCUGAGUGAAGUAAGUCAAUCACAAAAGGACAAAUAUUGUAUGAGACCUCUAUUAUAAAGUAACAACGAAAGGUUUAUACACAGAAGAAAAAAAAUAACAUUGUUUGAUGGUUACCAGGGAUGGGAGGGUGAGGGAAUAGAUGGUAAACACGUGUUAAUAUUUGUGAAGGGAGAUAGACAAUAGAUAUGUGGUAACUUUGGUAAAGGGUAAGACAGUAUAUGAGAAGAAGAAAAAAAUAUUUGUGAAGGGAAAGGCAAUACACAAUAUGGGAGAAAUCAGCACAGCAUGACCAAGGCAAGAGAGGAACGCAGGAAUAAAGAAUAACUAGUAACUACUGGAAACCCUGGUGGCGUAGUGGUUAAGUGCUGCGGCUGCUAACCAGAGGGUCGGCUGUUCGAAUCCUCCAGGCGCUCCUUGGAAACUCUAUGGGGCAGUUCUACUGUGUUGUAUAGGGUCACUAUGAGUCGGAAUCGACUCGACGGCGCGAGGAUUGGUUUGGUUUUUUUAUAGUAGCUACUACAGCAUAGACAAUCCUGCGGCAAUAGUAUUAACAAACAAUAAUUUAGGAAUGGAUACAUAGGUAGAAGAUAUGCCAGGAGGUGUGGGAGGGUGUAAGAAAGCACAACCACCAGGUUGUGUGGUGGAUAUUUCUAUAUGUGACUGGAGGUUCUCCUCAUGUAUUAAUAUAGACAAUAGAGCACACAAGUGGCACAGUCAGGGAGAGCUCUUAGACUUAACCAAACACUUCAAGGGAUGAAGUUCCUAGGAUCAAAGGCAAAGGACCAUAGACUGGGGGGAAAUCUAUGUCAAUUGGCACAAUGUAGUUCAUAAAGACAGUGUUCCACAUCCUACUUUGAUAACGUCUGGGGUCUUAAAAGAUUGCAAGCAGCAAACUGAGAUACAACUAUUGGUCUCUUCCAGUCCAUAGCAAAGGAGAGUGGAAAAAAAAAAACAGACUCAAGGGAGCAAUUAGUCCAAAGGACUGAUGGACCGCAUGAACCACAGCCCACCUGACCCUGGGACCAGAAGAACUAGAUGGUGUCCAGCUUCUAUUACUGACCACUCUUGACUGGGAUCACAACAGAGGGUCCUGGACAGCGUGGGAGGAAAAAAGUAGAACAAAAAAUUAAAUUCACAAAGAGGACUAGACUUACUGGACUUGAAAGAGAAUGGAGGAACCCCUGAAACUAUGGCAGUAAGACACCCUUCUGACCUGGAACUGAAGCUGUUUCUGGAAAUCACCCUCCAGCCAAACAAUAGACAAGCCCAUAAAAUAAACACUAACACUCAGAGAGGGACGUGCUUCUUAGAACAAUCAAUUAUAUGAGAUCAAAAGGGCAAUAUUUGCCCCUAAGCAAAGAUGAGAAGGCAGGAAGGGGAACCCAGGGUGGAAAUGGGGAGAGUGCUGACACAUUGUGGGAAAUGAAGCCAAGGCCAUGAAACAUUUUAUGUAUAAACUAUCCAAUGGAAAUCUGAUUUGCUCUGUAAACUUUUAUCUAAUGCACACACACGCACGCACCAACACACACAAAACCUCUUAGAGUUAAACAGAAGCUCAUGUUCUGGUUUUGCCGCUUUCCAGUGGUGUUACCUUGGGCAGAUUAAUCUGCUUUCUUGAACAGAGGUUUCUUCAUUUAAAAAAAAAAAAAAAAUUUUUUUUUUUUCCCAGGGAAUUCAGAUAAAGGGGUGAUCUUCACUGAGUAGACUUAGGGUGUACAUUUUUGUGUACUCUAUGGCACUUAGCACUUGGCAUAUAUAGAUGAAGCACCAUUUAUGUUUGUGGAAUAAAUGAAUGAACUCUUUGAGCUUGGAAUUUUGGCUGUCUCUGUAUAGUUUGAAUCUACCAGCCACUCCUUGGAAAACCUGUGGGGUAGUUCUCCUCUGUCCUAUAGAGUUGCUAAGAUAGUAAUGGGGUUUUUUUUUUGGUAUAGGUGGGAUACCUAUGGACAGUAAACAGUUAACUAGAAAAAGCCAAAGGAGAAGCUGUGAAGAGUAGGGAGACCUUAAAAGUCUGUUUCCUCAGAAGGCAGCAGAUGUGUUAAGAGCUCAGGCUAGAUGAGAAAAAGGUCCAGAUGAAAGUCAUUGUGAUCAGAGUUAACUUAGUAAAAUAGUGGAAGCAGUCCCUAAGAAGGAAAAACAAGCACCCAAACUUUGGACCUUGGAGUAAAUAUACUCUCCUUAGGGUUUUGGGUUGGUUUAGGGCCUAGUCAAGAAAAAGUAUAUCACGGCCCUUGGAGGGUGGGUCUCAUACCUUUUAGCUCCAGGUUGCCUGUAAUAAAUAGGAAGAAAAGGGAUUUACUGUAGACUAGGCACUGAGCCAAGUACUUUAUAGACAUUAUCUUAUUAAUCCUCUCACCAGAUCUUUUGAGUAUUAGUAUCCAGAAGUUAGUUAAGUUACUUAGCUAAUAGUUAACAGAGCUGGGAUGUGAACCUAGGUCCACCUUCCGGAAAUCUCUGCUCCUUUCCAAGACCAGAUUUCUUCUGGAGCAGAAGUAAACGAAGGCCUGAUUUGCCCGAUGUAUACGGAAGUUUAAAAGAGAAAAGGCUCACAGAAGUAAAUAUGCUGGGUUCCGUCAGGCUUUUCAAAGAAACCCCCACAGCAGUAGCAAUCAUAUUAAGCAGCUGUCUCUCUUGCCCCUGAGUAGACCAAUUUCAGGAAUUUGGUUUGCUUGUAUUUCAUGAGUAAAAACAGUGGGUCAAGGCCAGCCCUUAGGGUGUACAACUUAAAAAUGCCAUGGUUCCAGUUCUUUCUGUUGGAGGAGUGAAGGCCCAGUGUCUGUCUGCCUAGAGAACUUCACAUUGCGGUGUCAGAUUUUUUUGCUUUUAAAAUGAUUUCCUGAAGUCUGAUUGAAUUUCUCUCCUGUCCCCUCUCUUCUUGUUUUUACUGUGGUUUAUAAUGGCCAUAAGAUGGUGCUGCAACUUUGCAGUCAGCUUUAAAAAAAGACUUAGGAGAGAAACACUUAUUGCAGUUAGGCAGAUGGGGCAUCAGUGGUAGGGUCGCACAAUAGGCUGUGUAGGAGCUGUCACUUUGGGGCUUCUUAUUACUUUCCCUUUUAAAAAAAAAUUUUUUUUUUUUAAUGUGGUGAAAUAUGUAUAACAAAGCACCAUUUCAACCACCAUACUUUCCUUUUGUGGAGGGAAUUUUUAGGUCUCCAAUAAGGUGGGUAGGACUGGUGCAAGACUUCAGGGCUUACAUAGAGUCAGGCAGGCUACUUCUCCAUCUGUUGCACGACCUUUUGGUAUAGAAUAAAUAAAUAGAUGCAACAGGGAAGAAACAUGUAACAUGCUUUCUUCAUUGCCUUUCAGAGCCCUUUGGGUUGGUGUUAUCUCAUCUGUCAGAUACGUUACUAAACUGGGGCAGGAUGACUUCUGAAUCGACUUUUUGAAUUUGUAAUUCAGACUUCCUGCCCUACUAUAGUUUGAGUAAAGCACCUGGGCCUCAUUUUGGCAGCUUCCGCUUACUUCCAAACGGCAGCAGUCUCUGAGUCCCAGGUCCAGGCAAGACUAGUUGCCAACUCAGAACAGUGGGAGAUCUUCCUGUUUUCUCAGCUAAGAGUGGAUUUACGCCUUAGUGCAGCUGGAAGGCAGCACAACAUAGUGAUUAAAAGUCUUAGAGUUAAACAGAAGUUCACGUCCUGGCUCUGCCGUGUGCUUGCUAUCUGUGUUACCUUGGGCAAAUGAAUCAGUGUUCUUAAACUGAGCAGCUUCUUCAUCUGUAAAAUGUGAAGUAAUACUUUUGGCCUCAUAUGGUUACUGGGGGAAUUAAAUGAGAUAAUCCAUACAAGUAGUUUAGCACAGUGUUUGGCAUGUAAAAUGUGCCAGAAAACGUUAGUAGCAGCAGCAGUAAUUGCUGGUGAGCAUUGUGUCAACUAUCGUUCAGUGGAGAUCUGCUUCUCUCAUGGAUUUGGACGUGCUGUUUUGUUGUUUGUUUUGCUAAGCCUCCAUUUACUAUACUCAAAACUGAUUUCUGGGUUUUUCCUCUGUGUGUCAUUGGCCAGCAGAAUUAAUAGAGCUUUUUUUUUUUUUUUCCCAAAGGGAAAUACAUACUUACAGGAGGUUCAAUCUCUUUAAAACCUAUGUUCUUUUUCUUAACUGUGAGGAGUAGAAUCUGGUCUUUUUCCAGGUUUAUAAUUUGCUUAAAGUAAUUUUAUUGUAGUCUGAUCUAAAAAAAUUGAGAACAUGUAUAUCUUGCUUGAUAUUUUCUUUUGGACAUCUUCCUGCAACAAUCGAAAUCUAUUUCAUUUAUAGUUUGGGGCCAUAAAUGUAGCUUCCCAGCCCUGACUCUUCUUGGCCCCUUCCCUUCCCUUGCUGGUACAAGCCUAGCUGGUUUGCUUUUUCUCUCUUUGAUAUUGUUCUCCUCCUCCUUCAUUCUCGUUCGUUACCUUUUCCCAUGGCCUCUCUUCGUUUCCCCUCCCUUUUCCAUUUACUCUCACAUUCCCGCCCUCCCUCCUAACCCUCCCUGAUUCCUCCCCUCCCCUGGUUUCUAGCUCCUUUUUGCUUUCUGUUUGUGUUACUGAGGGCAGUGCUCCAAUUACCUCAUAUUUGGAGAGAGGAAGCUGCAGCCAAUCCGGUUUCUGUCUGCUUUUAGGUCAAGUGAUUUCUGAACUGCAGUGAGAUGCUUUGAAUUUGUCUUCUUGCAGCUCUGAGCCUGUAAGAUGGCUGUCUGAAUCGGCAGCGGCUAGAAGAGACAGAAAGAGGUGGGGAGGGAGGGAGAAAGAAUUGGAGGGAUUGCCGCCGGCAUAGUGCAUGUUUUUAUGUGGCUCUAAUCCGAUGAAUAGCGGCAGUGGUGGAGUGGGAAUCCGAUGAAGCCAAGGUUGGGGUUUCUCUGGGAUCACAGGACUGGUUUAGCUGCGUUUUUGCUGAGAUUAAGAGCUGAAAGACAUGGGAAAUUCACUAGGCUGUGUUAAGGAGCCGAAAGAGUCAAUAGCUAUUCCUGAGAAGGCUCCCAUAUCUCCUAAGAAAAGGGUUCGGUUCAAAAGGAAGUGGAGGGGGAAGAAAACCUCCACUCCAGAGGCAUCUCAUGAGGAAGAACCUUUGGAAGGGACUGGAGCCACUGAAGAGACUGAAACCUUAAAGAAGUUAACAGUGAGUCUCGGAAAGGAGGAAGGAGUGGGAGGGGUAGAGCAUCCCCCCCCAGACGUUUUACUACCUGGGGACUCUGCCCCCAACUCAGGGGUGGGGGACCACGGAAUGAUCGUGCAGGUGAAGGAGAGAUUCCAGGGGGAGAUCCAGACUGCUCACCUUUUGUUAAAGAAUGAGUCAUCAGUUGCUGGAGGGGUCUGGGAUUCCCUGGAAGAGGGGAUGACUGUUGUUGCUCACCUGCUCGAUAACCCAGCAGAAAGGAACUGUGAGAAGUCAGUGAGCCAACUGGUGGAAUUUCCAAGGACAGCAUCCUGCAGCAGCAGGGCUGUGCUGCUGCCUUUGCAAGGAGAGACUGCAGUGGAGAAAGCAAGGACUCGGCUUGGAUUUCGGAGCAGCACUUUGCCCAGGACAGACUACCCCACCGACAGAGGAAAUCAAGACCAACUUUCAGAGGGCAGGAGUGUGGGGGGAGGAUCCAGGGGUAUUUCAAGUACCCCUCAGACAGGUUCCUGGAUUGCAGGUUGUUCUGUUUCUUCAUCACUACUGGACCAGUCGGGAGGCCAAAGACGUGCAGAGCCUGCCCAUGUGGGUCAGGUGCCCUCCCAGGGUCCCAGGCUGCCUACUUCUCAGAGUGAUUUAUCCAUCAGUGGCAUGACUGUGAGCAUUUUGCCCUCCUCUUCUGGCUAUGGCAGUGAUGGACCACACUUACAGGGGAUUCAGCCUAAGGAUGUAGAACCUGAAAAGAGCUCCACAUCUUUCUCAGAAGAGGAUGGCACUCUUUCUUUGGAGGCAAGCCACAACCCAUCGUGGGGUCUGGAGGAGGUAGGUGGGCAUGUUCACGGGAUAAUCAAACAGCUGAUUGGAGUCCUGGCCUUCAAACUUAUUAAAAUGUGGUGUGGUGAGCAGUGAAGAUUUUUGGUGCUUCUUCCCAAACUCAUCCCUAUGUCAGGUACUAUGAGUUAGUGACUGCUCUGUUGGGGCAAGCAGAGUCUAUUUCAGAUCUGUCCCUUGAUGCUUGAAACGAAGCUUUGUUGUCCCUGGGGAAGUUCUGAUUCUGAGUAACCAAGUGGCAUAAUUGCUCGAGCUAUCUGGUGGGGUUAUCUCUCAAGGUGCAGUGUUAGAUAGUACUUACUCUCAGGUCUGUUUACCAGCUUCCCUGCAACAAGAAGAUGUGAUGUAGCACAAAGGAUGAUGGGGAGGCCUAACUGAAUCUCUGAAAUGAGUGUGGAAGGGCUGAGGGAUGUUGAAGCGCUGGGAGUGAGGCAGCUGUCUUCAGUGCUUCUCCGCUGGAGGGUGGUGUUCUUACUAGCGAUGAUGAAUCCCACUCCUGCAGGGGGACUUCUAAUGACAGCUCUCAUUCAGUACUUGUAUAGGUGGAGAGUGCUUAUCCUUCUUUGGUUUUCUCAGUGUUCCAUCAUUAAAGGAUAGGGGCAUAGAGUUAUCUGGAGUCAGGGAGAUUAGGGCAGUUGGUAAGGUUCCAGGUUUUUUUUUUUAAAAGUUUGUUUUGUAGUUGGACUUUUUGAGGGCUUUAACAUGUUUUUGUUCAUGAAAUUGUGAUUAUAUAUAGAUACACAUACCUGAGUGUGUAUAUAUAUAUGUGUAUGUGUUUAUAUAUAUGUAUAUGUGGUGGUGAUGAGUUUUGUGAAUCAUUUUAAGGGUCCAGAGCAAGUGAGAAUUCAAAAGAUGAGGAGGUGGACUCAGCAAGACCCUGGGUAGAACAGGGCCUGGCAUGUAGGUGUGUGAUUGAAGUUAGAAUUCACCGAUGGGUGAAGAACUUCUGUUGGCAUGUCAGCCUCGGCGGCAGAAGAAAUAAAAACUUUAGGAUAUCGGAGCUGCAAGGGGUGGAAGACAAAGUAGGGCAGACACUGCUUCCCUAGGCUGGUACAAUACAGCUGAUACCACACAGCUUCCCUGAUAUGCAGAGCAGGGAUGUGGCCAGCCUACUGGUGCGAGGCUUAUCAUCGAUAGCAUGAGGCCAGGGAUAGACACAAAUUUUAAGAUGACCUGUGCUUAAAAUCUCCUCUUUCGGGAGGAAUUUCCCCCAUGGAUAGGCCCAUCCUAGUGCCCUCUGUUAUUACAGAGUUUGGAGAUUGCCUGCAGCUGGAGAGGAGAGUGGCCAUUAGAAAAUAUCUGCUAUGUGGUUGGGCAAGAAGCUGCUUGGGCUUUUCCACAUAAAAAUGUGUGUGUGCGUAUGUUAUGGUAGGAAGAAAGCAGUGGGGCUCCUGGGGUGUACAGGUAUUUGGAUAUCACUGGAUACGAGAGGAUGUCAAAGUUACUGCACUGCAUUAAAGUGGACCUUGUGGAGGCAUCAGAUUAUUAUAGGAUAAGUGCUCAUAAUUGGACAUGAGAUUUUCAGAAAGUUUGGAGUGUGAACUUCAGGAACUUCUGGUAGAAAUCAGUUCUAGGUAACGGAUCAUGGGUGACAAUGGCACUUUUAGUAUGGGCUGGAUCUCCACACUGGGAAUGGAAGGUUCUGCAUAACUCUGUAAAGAGUCUCAAAAAAAAAAAAAAAAAAAAAAAGAUUGGUAGGAGAAACCUUUGGGUAUUGAGGGUGGUGUGAGACUGUUGCUUUUCAGUAUGUGACUCAGAUUGACCUGUGACAUUUCUGGGAAACCAACCUUUAUAUCCUAUCCCUUUUCCCCGUCAGCGCAGACACAGCCAGACUACUCAGUUGUAGCCAAGGCUGAAAAACUAAGUGAUUGAUGAUUAGACAAGUUUCUAGGCUCUGUGUCCAUUGUGUGAUGUAGGGACCACAGACUGACCAUCCCAUAUGACAGAUAAGUAAUGUAUCAAGGUAUGUGGAGAUCCUUUCAGAUUGAAAGUCUUUGAGGCCAAGGUGCCUGGAACCCUCAUUAGUCUCUUCAGGAAGCUGCUCCUUCACUAGCAAGCUACUCGCAAGGCCUUGAGGACAGAAGGGACAGAAAGACAGGACAAUGUGUUUUGACACUGUGGCCUUGUGUGAAAUGCGAGUUGAGAAUCAAGACUAGAGCAUGUGAUAAGAGCAGGGGCCUCUGUGACUGUGGGAGCACUGGGAGGACACGGGUCAGAAGGGGAGCAGCUGCUGCUAAUCACACACUAAAGAGGCACAUGAGACCCUCCUGAGAGGAGACAGCUUAGAGCCCAAUAUAGUUGAUUUUUGUUUUGUUUUGUUUUUAAUAUGUCAGAGCAGUAACCCUCCUCAGAAAAUAACUCAAGAGCUCCAGAGUGAUGUCUGCCCUUGACAUAACUCAGGCCCCCUUGAUCUCUACUGUUAGUGAAUCCAGGGAAUGUUGGUGGGAGUGGACCCGGCUAUGGCUAGACAUAAACUUUGCAGAGGGUUUUGCUUCUUUUCAGGAUAGACAGAAAAAGGCACUGAUUCUGAGUCUUGCUGAGUGUGGGGCUUAGAUGAUAGAAGAUAAAUGGUCUGCUUUUCUAUUCAUCUGGUAUGGUUAUUUCUCUUGUCAGGAAAUAGUUAACAAAGAAGCAGGGUGAUGGGCCAGCUUACAAAAAAUGGUUUUCAAAAUAAUAAGUAGACUAGGAUUUGGAACCAGAUGGCAACAGGUUAAUAGCAAUUGUACUUUGAUGUCAGACAGAGGCCUUCUCUGGCCCAUUCCUUCUCUUAGGAGGACUCCCCAGUCCCAGCUGCCAUCAAUAUCCAUUUAUUCAAACAAGGAAAAUUGUUGAAAUCCUUUUCUCCUCUCUGUCUUGGCUCCCAACUCAAAUCUCUUGCCCACUCUUUUAGUGGUUCCUGUUCAGUGAAGAAUUUGACUCUAUGCCAGUGAUCUUGCCACAAAUGUUUAGAGUCCCUGCAAUUUCGGGUGAACAGAUAACAUUGGGGGCUAGAAACGAUAAGAAAAAGAUCAGUUGGCAUGUUAUUUUCUGGGCUCAGCCUUUUCAGUUUCAGUAUUCACUACUUGACUUUACCAUUUCUCAUCUUUAAUUAUAGGGAGAGUUGUUUUACUAAUAUUGGCUUUGUAUUGCAAGAAGGAAGGAAAAUUAACUAGAUGAUGCUAUAAGAGAAAUGUAGCAAGUUAAAGUUACAGUUAGAGCUUUGUUUCAAGAGUUUUUUUUUUCAAAAAAUUUUACUGAAUUAAAAAUUGAAUUGGUAAAGAAUCAUUACUAUUUUUUUUAGGUGUAAUAGUUGUAUAUUUAUGUUAAAAAAAAGAGUUAUCUUUUAUAGAUACAUACUGAAAUAUUUAUGGAGGAAAUGGUAUGUGUGGGAUUUGCUUCUAAUAACAGGGGAGGGAUAAACCCACUGACCCACUGCUGUCGAAUCAGUUCCAACUCAUAGCGACCCUAUAGGACAGAGUAGAACUGUCUCAUAGGGUUUCCAAGGCUAUAAAUCUUACAGAAGCAGACUGCCACAUCUUUCUCUCAAAGAGCUGCUGGUGAGUUCGAACCACUUACCUUUUGUUUAGCAGCUGAGCACUUCAACCACUACAUCAUCAGGGCUCCUUAGGGGAGGAAUAAAGUCAGUGGAAUAUAGAUGAAACAGGACUGGCUGUGAGUUGAUAGGAGUUCCUGGGUAAUGCAAACUGUUAAUAUGCUCAGCUGUUAACUGAAACGUUGGGGGUUUGAGACACUGAGAGGUGCUUCAGAAGAAACGCCUGGAGAUGUACUUCCAAAAAAUUAGCCACUGAAAACCCUAUGGAGCACAGUUUUACUCUGACACACAUGGGGUUGCCAUGAGUUGGAAUCAACUUGGCAGCAUCUGGUUAUGAGUUGAUAAUGGCUGAAACUGGGUGAUGAGUACAUAGGGGUUCUUCAUACCAUUCUGUCUACUAUGUAUGUAUUUGAAAUUUUCCAUUUCAAAUGGAAAAUUAAGAAUAAUGAUAAAAUUAUUAUAUAAUGCAUAUACUGACAAAGGAUUAAUAAUCAGAAUAUUUGAAGGGUAUAUAGGUGAAGUGAUUAAGAAUAUGGAGCCAGAUUGGCUGGGCUUGAAUCCCAGCUCUACUGUUUACUAGCUCUAUACCAUGGGGCAUGUUACUUAACUUCUCUGUGCCACGAUUUUCUCAUUUGUAAAUUUACGAUAAGAAUUGUAUAUACUUUGUAGGCUUGUUGUGAGAAUUACGAGUUAAUACAAGUGAAGCACAAUAAAUAUUAGUUAUUAGUAUUAUUUUAGGGGGCACUUGUGGCACAGUGGUUAAGCACUUGGUUGCUAAUCAAAAGGUCUAACCCACCAGCUGCCCUGUGGGAGAAAGAUGUGGUAGUUGGCUUCCCUAAAGAUUACAGCCUUGGAAACCCUAUGGGGCAGCUCUUCUCUGUCCUAUAGGGUCGGUAUGAGUUUGAAUCAUCUAGACAAGCAAUGAGUUUUCUUUUUUUAAAAUAUUAUUUCAAGAAUCCCUAUAAAUAAACAAGAAAAAGAUAAGUAAUGGAAAAAUAACGGAAAGCCCAGAAAUAAGCAGUUCACCAAAAGGGAAACCGAAAAGCCCAAUACACAUGAGAAGACUCUUUCUCACUACUAAUCAGGGAAAUAAAAAUAAAAAUGACAAUAAGAUACCAUUUUAUACCCAUCAGAUUGGGUAUAAAAUACCAAAUGUAGAUGACGAUACAGAGUGAUAGGAAAACCUCUUCAUACCCUGUUGGUGGAAAUAUAAAUCUGUACUGUUACUUGGAGAAUAGUUGGCCAGUAUAUAAUAGAAUUGAAAAAUGCUCAUAUUCUAUAAUCUAGGAUUUCUAUUCUAGUUAUAUUCCCUAGGGAGAUGUCCAAGACUGAACCGAAUACUGUUAGGAGCAUCCCCUGAAAUUUACCCAACCCUGAUCUUGGUAAUAAACAUUUGUUUUACCUCCUUAUAGUUCUGUUCAAACAACUGCCUCUUGGUCUAUGUACAGGUUCUGUAUAAGCACAAUUAGGUGUUCUGGAAUUCCUCUGUUCUGUGUUAUCUGCAAUUGUUAUGAUCCGUAAUGCCUUUGCAUAGUUAGUAAAACACAGGUGUAAACAGAAUUCUGGUAUUCUCUGCUUUCAGCCAGGAUUCAUCUGACAUCAGCAACGAUAUACCUCGUUCCAUGUCCUCUUCUGAAUCCGGCUUGAAUUUCUGGUAAUUCCCUGUUCAGUGUACUGCUGCAACCACUUUUGAAUUAUCUUCAGCAAAAUUUUACUUGCAUGUGGUAUUAAUAUCGCUCAAUAAUUUCCACAUUCAGUUGGAUCACCUUUCUUUGGAAUGGGUACAAAUACGGAUCUCUUUCAGUGGGUUGGCCAGGUAGCUAUCUUCCAAAUUUCUCAGCAUAGACCACUGAGUGUUUCCAGCAUUGUAUCUGUUUAUUGAAACAUCUCAGUUGAUAUUCCAUCAAUUCCUGGAGCCUUUUUUUUCACCAGUGCCUUCAGUGCAGCUUGGACCUCUUGAUCCUAUGCUACCUCCUGAAAUGGUACAAGGACUCUGUGUAUUCCCUACAUCUUCUUUUGAUAUUUUCUGAGUCAUUCAGUGUUUUGCCCAUAGAAUCCUUCAACUAGGGGCUUGAAUUUUUUCUUCAGUUCUUUCAGCACGAGAAAUGCUGGGCAUGUUCUUCCCUUUUGGUUUUCUAACUCCAGGCCUUUGUACAUGUCAUCAUAAUACUUUACUUCUUUCUCCAGCCACCCUUUGAAAUCUUCUGUUCAGCUUAUAUGAUAGUCCAGUUAAAAAUGGCCAAUACCAGUUCAUUUCAGCUCACUAAAGCCUAGGAUAUUGAUUUUCAAGAGUUCCAUUUCAUUUUUGACAACUUCCAGUUUUCCUAGAUUGAUACUUUGUACAUCCCAUCUUCCAGUUACUAAUGGAUUUUUAUGGCUGUUUUUCUCAUUUUGAGUCGGGCCACAUCAGCAAAAGAAGGCCCCGAAAGCUUUACUCUCUCCGUGUCAUUAAGGUCAGCUCUCCUUUGAGGAGGCAACUCUUCCCCACUUGUAUUUUGAAUGUCCUUCAAGCUUGAGGGGCUUAUCUUCCAGCAAUAUAUCAGACAGUGUUCGCUGCUACUCAUAAGGUUUUCACUGGCCAGUUCUUUCAGAAGUAGAUCACUAGGUCAUUCUUCCUAGUCUCUCUUAGUCUGGAAGCUCUGCUGAAACCUGUCCACCAUGGGUGAUCCUGGUGGUAUUUGAAAUACCAGUGGCAUAGCUUCCAGCAUCGCAGCAACAUGCAAGCCAGCACAGUACAACAAACUGACAGACAGUGGUAGUCAGCCUGUUAACCAUCCACUCCUAUUCCUGUUUCAACUCUUCUCAACUUUCAAUUUUUGUUUGUUUUCACUUUCUACCUGGAAUUCUUUUUCUCCUUUCUCUUUUCUAAUCCGUAACGUCUUUCGAGGAUGUGUUUAAAUCAUUCUUCAAAAAAUCUUUUUGAUCACUUCAGCCAACACUAAUUUUCUGUUCUUCUGAGAUCUAUAUUGCAUAUUGUUGUAAUUAGUACUUUUUUUUUUUACAUUAAAUUACGUAUAACUUUUUCAUGUGACUUGCCACAUAUGAUGAAACAUAAGGUAAGGUUUUUUUUUUUUUUCUUCUUCCAGAAAUUAGCGUUUAGAAAAGGGAGAGUCUUUUUGUAUUUGACUUCUUAUAAAGUCUUUUUUGUUACUGGGCUCUCAGUGAGGUUGUAGCCAGUUCAUGAAAAAGGAUAAAUGAAUCUCUUGUCACCAUCUCCUUGCAAGCUAUUUGGUAGAAAAUGCUAGUUCAAUCAAUAUGAGUUUCAUUUCCUCUAGAGAUCAAUUGACAUUAUUGGCUAAAGAAAACAAAACAAAAAAAUAGCCCAAAAUUUUAAGAAAGUUUUAGUUACUGUUCUUGGAAAUACAGCCUCCUAAUUUGAAGUGCUGAAUGUAACUGUGUGCAAGCCUUAAUCGUAAUAAAAACUUAAAAAAAAUCACAUCAUUAAAAAAAAAAAAACAACAUGGCUAGUGGUCACAUACGGCAAUAACAAAUAUACACCAAUAGAAUGAAUGAAAAAAAAAUCUAACCCAACAUUAAUGCAAAUGGGCUCUUAUGGUUUAGGAUGAAAUAUUUAGUAAUAACAUAGAUUCAGAGAAGUGAUGGAUCUCACAAAUUUUAGAAAGAAAUGCAGAUGAUAUUUUCCAGAAAAUUUACACAAAAAGUAGCCUUAUUGACAAAGACAUUGAUACAAAAGUUGCGCGUGAAGAGUUUUAAUAACAAUUUUAUGAAAUAUAAAGAUAGAAAAUCAUUAAUACCAAAUUAAUAUAUUUGAUAUAAUACUUAAUUUUAAAUAUGUAUAAAUAAAUUUCUAAAAGCUUAUAUAUUUAACAGGGCCACAAAGCUUUUCUUCCCUAUCCGUCUCUUACUUCCAUCCAUCUGUUGUCAUUCGGGAAAAAUUGGGUACUGCCUUAUACUUGGGGUAGCUGUGUUUUAGGCAGAUAUGGCAUGUCACAAUUAAGUUCCUUCAGGACAAGCAUGUCUUAUUUUUUUGUUUUCCCUUUUUUUCUCCUGGGUAACUUCUACUUAUAUUUUAAAGUUCCCCCUAGAUGUUGCUGUCUCUGAGAAGUCCCAUAGCGUAGCUAGUGUGACUUACAUGGUUACUUCUGUUGCAGCAUUGAUUUCUCUGUAUAGUAAACCGUCACCCCAACAAAUGGCUUGAACUUGAGGCCCGAGGGUGUGUUUUUAUCUUGAGAUAAAAUGAACUGAAACACAGUCUAGAAUAUAGCGCUUGCUGAAAAAAUAAAUUAAAUGAAUGAAUACAUGUUUGGCUUUCUCCAUGGUGCUUGGCAUAGUGUUAAAACAGAUGAGAUGUUGUUCAAUAAAUACUUACUGAAUUAAUGAAUCAUUAGGAGAACAUUUAUGUUUCUGAAAAUGCUUCAGAGAAGGAAGUAAUCAAGCCUUGAGGGUUGAAAGAGAAUUCAGGUAGACAUGCAUAGUCUGGGGUGGUGUUGAAGCUGUCUUCCCGUAGCAAAUGGCUUUGUUGCUUAAAACCCGGAUGAGGGAGAUAGCUCCCUGAAACUGAAGCUGAGUUUCCGCAUUUGGGAGAUUAAGGUAAGAGCUUCCGCACAGCCUAAACGACAGCACUACACACAUCAUAUGUGAAUAUUACAUGAAGAGAUGCAUGAAAGCCAAAUUUAAUUACUGAGAUGAUUGUGAUGACAAUUACGUUUUUCUCUUCCAGUUCACAGUCCUAGAAGGGACCCUAAGCCAAACAGAGUCUUUUUCUUUUCCCCAAGGGAUCUGAACAUUUCCCUGUCUCCUUAUAGCUGUAUUGGAAAUCUGAAGUAAAGCUGUUCAUUGAAUUAUUUUCAGUGCAGUAUACAGAGAUACUGUGAUUGGCACAUAGGAAAUGUCAUCAGAGAGAUUGGUUCUACUGGGCAUACAGUAUUAAUUAACUAGCAGAAAUUUAUUUUUUGGGCAAAGAACCCAAAUACUCAGAUUUCAGUUUGCUUACUCAGGUUGCAUCCCUUCUCAGUGAAUCUAUUUCCUUUUCUUACCAAUGUUUUUGUCUUAAUAUGUAUGUAAAGAGGGUACAAUGGAAGUACUGGGAUAUGUCAGUGGCAGGCGGCAUUUAGCCACUGGACUAGGCAGAUAGAAAUGUUGUUUAGGGGAACUGAAAUAGGUUGAUGCUGGGGAGGGGCCGUUUUCACUGGACUCAGAGGAUGAUGGCUUGGGCUCCAUGGCGCAUUGUUGGGUAUUCAACUAUGCAGGUCUGUAGCUCAGUUUUUUUUGGUGUACUUGGAGUUGAUUGGGUUUUAGGAGGCUAACUCACAUUGAUUAUACGUGUGAGAGAUUGAAGUGAAUUAAUUUAUGAUGUGAAUUAUAACUGCCAAAAGGUAAGAACGUUUGAAUCGGCUGCUUAGUGCAUUUUCUCACUGUAGGGUAUUUAUAUGGGAGCAAAUAAUCUGCAGGUUGUUAGGUGAACAUGAAGUCAGAGCCAAAGGUGGUAGGUAGAGCAUAGAUUUUCAGGUUGGUUUUAUUAGUUGGUAUCAUCAGAGUUUGAUAGCCUGAUUUCUACUGUAGAAAUGUACCUGUGUCAAGGAAGACUAAAAACCUGGAAUCUGCUGGCUAGGGCCCCAUUUCACCUGCAUAGACUUGGAGGCAAUAUUUAUUGGCUUCCCUGUCUUAGACCCUAUGCAGGCUACCCAUACUCUUUUGUUCCCAUAGUUUUCUUCAGAUAUUUUAGUAACAUUUAUUAGCCUGUGGCUUUCUUUUGUACUUGAUAAUGUAUUAGUUAAGAUCUCUGGGUGGUGCAAAUGGUUUGCACUCAGCUACUAACCAAAAGUUGGCAGUUGGAAUCCAGCCAGUGGCACUGAGAAAGAAAGGCCUGGCAAUCUACUUCCAUAGAUUACAGCCAUUGAAACCCUUAUGGAGUGCAUUUCUACUCUGACCCAUAUGGGGUCACCAUGAUUUGGAACUGAUUUGACAGCAGUGGGUAAAAGUAUUAGUUAGAGUUCCUGACCUUUUUCCCCCUAAUUUUAGUGUCUUCUCCUGAUACCUAAUCUCGUCUCUUAUGAGUUGAAUUUGUGUAUUUACAAUUCAGAGAUUUGGAGGUGACUUAUUGUUGAUUGCUCCCUUGUAAUGACUGUGACCACCAAGGAGGCUACCACUUCCAAGUAUUGCACCUCAUAGAGACAACUAAGAGACAGAUGUUCUGUGGACAGUCUCAUGCCUUCUCUACCCAAAAAACCUGAAGCAGAAAGUGUGCGGAGUCUAUGGUUUUAUUAUGGGAAGGAAAUACAUGUUCCCAUUUAUUGAAACAUACUUAGGAACCAAGCUAGGCACUUUACCUACAUCACCUUGUUUAAUCCUUGUAGUGACCCUAUGAGAAAGUUAUUAUCUAUUUUAAAUAUGGGGAAGAUGGGAUUCAAGAGGCUUAAGUAAUUUGUUUAUGGUUACAUUCCUAGUAAAUGCUUCCUUUCAAAGGCGUAUCUGUCUGACUCAAAGACUUUUUCUUUUUAAUAAAGAUUAGUUUAUGUUUUUCAUUUUAAAAGUAAUGUGUGCUUAUUAUUUAAAGUCUGAAAAAUAGAAAAGUAGAAAGAAAAAAAAGAAUAAUCCGUAGUCACACUCCAGGAGAUACAACCAUUGUUAACAUCAGCCCAAACUUGUGUGACUUUACCCACUGUUUUGAAUUUGCUAAAUAAGUUUGUUACCAAACAAGCAACCUGUCUCUGGAUUUCGUUGUGUACCAUCGAGUCAAUUCCAACUCAUAGAGAUGCUGUAGGACAGAGUAGAACUCUCCCUUAGAGUUUCAAAGGCUGUAAUCUUUAGGAAGCGGGUGGCUGCAUCUUUUUCCCAAGGAGCGGCUGGUGGGUUCAAUCCAUCAGCCUGUUGGUUAGCAGCUGAGCGCUAAUCAUUUUACCACCUAGGAGUUUCCCAAAAUAUUCUUAUUUGUUUAUUUUUAUUACAUUAUUUACAAGCCAAGUGAUUAUCAAUUAAAGCAUGUUAAGUGUCUACCAUAUGACCAGGACAGCACUAGGUGCAAUGGGCAGUAUGUGAAGGGCUAUGAUCACUGAGUCUCAGAGUUGGAGUUUAUUUCUUCAUGCACCCAGCUUCUGCUGGAACACAUCCAGUGGUGAGGAGCUCUCCCUCAUGAGGGGCUGCUAUUCGCUUCUAGAUCGUUCUGGUUGUUAAGAUGUUGUGCCAGCUCCUCAGAAAACCUACAGACUUGGGGAGAUAAGAUUAAAUGUAUGAAAUAAGGGCCAUUUAUGCAAGGUAAUAUUUCAUUAAAUGCUGAUAUAAACUGUCAGUGCUGUGGAAAUUGGACAAGAAAUAAGAAAGGCCAUCACCCACAAGAGGAAGAUGGAAGGGAACUCUGUUUUGCAUAACUCUGUGCCUGAGCCAGAUACUUGAAAGGAAAAUCUAGUUGAAUUAUCACAGCAACUCUGGAAAGGUAGUAGGUAUUAUUUCCGCUUUGCAGAUCUGAUAACUGAGAUGCGGUUUGCAGUUGUGAAGCUGGAAUUUGGAAUGGGUGUUGCAUCAAAGAUACGCACACUCACCUCUUUUACACUGCCAUCUCUCUAAAGUAGGUCCUGUGCUAGAUCUUGGGGAUUUCUUAAAAUAGCUUUUUUCUUGUUACUGAAAAUGCACAGGGUGUAGAAUAUUUGCAAAGUAUAAAAAUCACCUGUAAUGCUACCACUCAGGGAUAGCUAGAGUUAAUAGUUUGGUGUAUUUCUGUCCAGCAUUUACAUUCACAUACGUAUAUGCAUCAUAUGUGUAAAUGUGCAUUUUGUAUAUCUUUUAUAUAAAAUCACGAUUGCUAUGCAUAUUUAUAUAUUGUUUGUUUUUUAUAAAACAUGAUAAUCAUUUUUCUGUCAUGAAAAUUUUCUAAAGCAUACAUUUUUAAGUAUUACAAAGAAUUCUUUCAUUUUAUGUGCAAUAAUUUGUAAUUAUUUAGCCCCUCAUUUAAAGUUUAAGCUCUCUGUAGUUUUUUGCUAUGAAAUGGUUACCAUAUUUUGAUAAACAUUGUUAUAUGAAAUUCCUUGCCCAUAUCUCUGAUGAUUUCCUAUCAAAGUAUAUAUAUACAUAUUAAGACUUUUGAUUAAAAGCUACCAUCUAGAGAAGUUGUACCAUUUAUACUCUCACCAGUGACAGUACAUGAGGAUACCCAGUACUCUCCUUAGGAGUCUCUGGGUGGCACAAAUGGUUGAGUGCUCAACUACUAACCAAAGAGUUGGUAGUUCGAAUCCACUCAGAGGUACCUCAGAAGACAGGCCUGGCAAUCUAUUUCUGAAGGGUUACAGCCUUGAAAACCCUGUGGAGCACAGUUUUACUCUGCACACACGGGGUCUCCAUGAGUUGGAAUCGACUGGAUGGCAACUAAGGACAGUACUUCCCUAUUACUAAGUAGUAUCAUUUAAAAAAUAUCUAUCCUAACUUGAUGGGUAGAAAAUUACCUUUUAUGGUUUUUAAUUUUCAUUUUCUUUGGUUACCAAAUAGUGUGAACAUAUAUUGGAGUUGUCAUCUAAAGUGCUGCCAGCCUUGAAUUUCUGUCUUCUAAGAACCAUACUGCAUGGAGAAGACAAAAGAAUUUAUACCGAAUUACUCUGUGUCCUUUCUCU